This is a messenger RNA of Ilex paraguariensis (yerba mate), 1047 nucleotides long. NCBI's taxonomy places the organism in Eukaryota, Viridiplantae, Streptophyta, Magnoliopsida, Aquifoliales, Aquifoliaceae. The record is from the annotation of a GenBank genome assembly.
AUGAGCGGGAGUCAGGCAGCACACUCACUGGCCUUCAGGGUGAUGAGAUUAUGCAGACCAUCGUUUCACGUCGACACUCCUCUCAAAUUCAACCCCUCCGAUCUCCUCUUCGGCGAAGACCUCUUCAACGACGCCGUCGCAGCCUCUCACCUCCCUCGCCUCCUCAGAAACCCAUCGUUUAACGCAACCAAGGCCGCCGAUACCUCAGAUCUCACCUACCGCACCAGACUCCUCCUCCAUGAUCCCUCCGACGCCAUGGGCCUCCCUGGCCUCCUCGUUCUACCCCAAGCCUUCGGGGCAAUUUAUUUAGGAGAGACGUUUUGCAGUUAUAUAAGUAUCAACAACAGUUCGAAUUUUGAAGUUAGGGAUGUUGUAAUUAAGGCAGAAAUUCAAACGGAAAGACAGAGAAUACUGCUAUUAGAUACAACAAAAGCUCCUGUUGAAUCGAUACGUGCGGGAGGGCGUUAUGACUUCAUCGUGGAACAUGAUGUCAAAGAACUCGGGGCGCACACGCUGGUCUGCACAGCUCUCUAUAGCGAUGGUGAUGCCGAGCGCAAAUAUCUUCCUCAGUUUUUCAAAUUUAUUGUAGCCAAUCCGCUUUCAGUUAGAACAAAGGUUCGCGUUGUCAAGGUAGGUUCCAUUUGGUUAGAAGUUAAAACUUUUGAGUCUGAAUCCCUGGUUAUACAGGAAACCACUUUUUUGGAGGCUUGUAUCGAAAAUCAUACAAAAUCAAACCUUUAUAUGGACCAAGUUGAGUUUGAGCCUGCUCAGCAUUGGAGCGCAACAAUACUAAAAGCCGAUGAUUACCAGUUAGAGAAUACUGUAUUGACUAGAGAAGCAUUCAAGCCACCUGUUCUCAUCAAAUCUGGGGGAGGAAUCCACAAUUAUCUGUAUCAGUUGAAGUUGUCAUCACAAGGUUCUGCGGAAAUGAAAGUUGAGGGAAGCAAUGUCCUUGGCAAAUUCCAGAUAACAUGGCGCACAAAUUUGGGUGAACCUGGGCGCUUGCAGACGCAGCAAAUUCUUGGUAGUGUAAGUGAAUCUCCGUGA